AUGGCCAUGUUUGAAGCUGUGGAGGAGAUUGCAAUCUACAUUCAUAGGUUUCACAAUCUUGACCUUUUGCAUCAGGGAUGGUAUCAGAUUAAAGUUACUAUGAGAUGGGAGGACAAUGAAAAUAUGUCUUUUGGAGUUCCAACUAGAGUUGUUCAAUAUGAAGCUCCUGAUCUGAGUCCUGGCAGUGUAUAUGGUGUUUGGAGAAUUGGUGAUGCAGACAACAGUUUCUCAACACAGCCUUUUCGGAUAAAAUAUGCCAGGCAGGAUGUUCAUUUAUGUACAAUGAUCUCGUUUAAUUUGUCUCUUUGUAGAUUUAAGGGUUUACCUACAACUGCUGUAAUUUUGAAGUUUGAGCUUAUGUAUGCUCCUACGGUUGGAAAUGACACCGACCUGCAAGCUGCUCUGGAUGCUUACCCUGCUGCUGUCCAUGAAUUCCGAAUUCCUCCGAAAGCUCUUUUAGGACUGCAUUCAUACUGUCCUGUACAUUUUGAUGUUUUGCAUGCUGCUCUUGUUGAUGUCAGUGUACAUGUCAGUUUAUUGAGAGCUGCCACUUGUCCAUAUGCAUCGAAGGUAUCCAGAAAUUCUCACAAUGCUGAAGUUGUAGAAAAAAGUUAUGACGCUUUGAACCAUUACUUGGGAGAAGUUGCCCCUGUAGAUUUGGAAAGUGUAAUGCUUUUUAAGGGAUUAUUAACGGCUCGUGAUAUAUUACUUGAAGAAUUACAAAAACUUAGCGAAGCAGUUGGUCAGACUAUUGAGAUUUCAGAGUUUCGGUCAAAAUUGGACAAUGAGAAAAUAUUAAGUUCUGUCGUGCAAGCAAAUCAGUUAGCAACAUAUAUUGAAAUUUCAGCACAAGGCUAUCCACAAAAUAGUCUUGAGAGGGGAAAUGAUGCUUUGGAUCUUCUGAUUGCUGAAAAGCUUCAUCCUUUGUCAAAGAGGGAGCUGUUGGACUGUUUCCAUUCAGCGGGAGAUCAAUUGUUGUAUUUGUGGAACACAUUUCUAAAACUUCACAGAGAUAAGGAAACAAAGAUUCUAGAACUUUUGCGUGAUGAUUGGGCUAGGGAUAGGAAAGCAGAAUGGUCAAUAUGGAUGGUCUACUCUAAGGUAGCGAUGCCUCAUCAUUAUAUAAAUAGUGGGAAUGAUGAGUCUUCCUAUCGAGGGGUGCACAAAAGAGUUUCCAGUUUGUUGAAGUUAUCUGAUGAGUCUCUUCAAACUGCAGCUACACGUGCUGAACUUCAUCGAAGGAGCAUUGCACAAAUGAAGAUUAACAACCAAUCAAUUCAAGACAUGCAAAUGUAUGGAGAUCCUUUGCGUAUACCAAUUGUGAUUGUUGAACAUGUGAUGAAUGCACCACAGCGCACAAUCAGUGAAAAUUCAUACACGAGAAAUUUCACACUUGCAGAUUCACAUAAUUUCCUAGCUGGGCUCAACUUAGACACUGCAAACAAAGAAUCUGUCGCACAAAGCAAUGUACGUGCGUUGAAGAUUGUUGUCUUUGUACACGGGUUUCAGGGACAUCAUCUGGAUCUACGACUUAUUCGAAAUCAAUGGCUUUUGAUAGAUCCCAUGGUAGAAGUUCUGAUGUCACAGGCUAACGAAGAUAAAACAUCAGGUGACUUGAGAGAAAUGGGACAAAGGCUAGCACAGGAAGUUGUUUCCUUUGUUAAAAACAAAAUGGAUGAAGCAUCGAGAUAUGCAAAUUUGGGAGAUAUUAGACUGAGUUUUGUUGGACAUUCUAUUGGGAACCUCAUUAUAAGAACAUCAAUAGCUGAUAGCAUGAUGGAGCCAUUUCUAAGAUACUUACAUACCUAUGUUUCAGUGUCUGGUCCGCACUUGGGGUAUCUUUACAGUUCAAACUCACUCUUUAAUUCUGGGUUAUGGAUUUUGAAGAAACUAAAAGGCACACAGUGCAUUCACCAGCUCACCUUCACAGAUGAUCCAGAUAUUUGGAAUACAUUUCUAUAUAAACUUUGUAUGCAGAAGACCUUGGAUCAUUUUAAGCAUAUAAUUUUGCUAUCUUCCCCUCAGGAUGGCUAUGUGCCUUACCAUUCUGCUAGAAUAGAAUCAUGCCAGGCGGCUUCACAUGACAAUUCAAAGAAGAGUAGAGUGUUCCUAGAGAUGCUGAAUAACUGUUUGGACCAAAUCCGUGCCAAUCCCUUACAACGUCGAGUAUUUAUGCGCUGUGAUGUUAAUUUUGAUGCCACUGCCUAUGGCAAAAAUUUAAAUUCUCUAAUUGGGCGGGCUGCUCAUAUCGAGUUUCUGGAGUCUGACAUUUUUGCGAGGUUCAUAAUGUGGUCUUUUCCUGAAUUAUUUCGAUAG
Molecule: messenger RNA, 2316 nt
Organism: Vicia faba (fava bean)
Lineage: Eukaryota; Viridiplantae; Streptophyta; Magnoliopsida; Fabales; Fabaceae
Source: the annotation of a GenBank genome assembly